ACUCAUCUUCACAAUGUCAAGCUAUUACAAACUUCAUCUUAUACCUUUACUCAUCUUCACAAUGUCAAGCUAUUACAAACUUCAUCUUAUACCUUUACUCAUCUUCACAAUCUGUUACAAACUUCAUCUUAUACCUUUACUCAUCUUCAUAAUGUCAAGCUAUUACAAACUUCAUCUUAUACCUUUACUCAUCUUCAUAAUGUCAAGCUAUUACAAACUUCAUCUUAUACCUUUACUCAUCUUCACAAUGUCAAGUUAUUACAAACUUCAUCUUAUACCUUUACUCAUCUUCAUAAUGUCAAGCUAUUACAAACUUUGUACUUAUACCAUGACUGCAAUAGCUACCUUUCUCGUAUCACAGAAUGCAGCAAUUUGAUUGGAUUGUAUGCUUGUGAAUAA
Messenger RNA from Lottia gigantea (owl limpet), 399 nucleotides. RefSeq lists its product as hypothetical. NCBI's taxonomy places the organism in Eukaryota, Metazoa, Mollusca, Gastropoda, Lottiidae. The annotation marks the transcript as partial. The record is from RefSeq and is a predicted model, not a curated record. The transcript is spliced from 2 exons.